AUGACUGACCAUUUGGGGGCUCUUUACUUGGGAUUCGAUCUUUCUACUCAGCAGCUAAAAUGCUUGGUCAUUGACCAAAACUUGAGAUUAGUUCAUUCAGAAACGGUCGUUUUUGAGAAGGAUUUGGCCCAGUACAAGACGGAAAAAGGAGUCUACUUCCAUGAAGACGGUACAGCCGAAUGUCCGGUAGCAAUGUGGCUCGAAGCAAUCGAUAUAGUAUUCGAGAAAAUGAGCCAGCAGACUAAUAUCGACUUGUCAAUGGUGAAGGGGAUGAGCGGAUCGUGCCAACAGCAUGGAUCCGUGUAUUGGUCGAAAGAGGGCCCCGAGCUGCUUCCUCAGCUUACCGAGGAUGCCAGUUUAAAGGAUCAACUUGCAGCUCGUGCGUUUUCUAGAAACGUGUGUCCAAAUUGGCAGGACCACAGCACCGGAAGUGAGUGCCAACAAUUCGAAGAAGCAUGCGGUGGAGCUGCGGAAUUGGCGCAUGUCUCCGGUUCUAGGGCCCAUCAUCGCUUCACGGGACCUCAAAUCCUGAAGAUUGCGAAAAAAGAACCUGAAACGUAUGCCAAUACGCACAAAAUAUCACUGGUAUCAUCGUUUCUGGCUUCUGUUUUGGCCGGCCAAUUCACUACUUUGGAAGAAGCGGACGCUUGUGGUAUGAAUUUGUAUGAUAUUGAAAAACGCGCUUACGACGACACCCUGCUCAAGUUGAUCGACGAAGACACGCAGAGGCUUAAAGAAAAGCUUGGGGGUACUCCUAUACCAUCUGAGAAACCGGCCCCCGUAGGCAUCAUCUCAUCGUACUUUGUCAAAAAGUACGGUUUAAAUCCCGAAUGCCAAAUUUACCCUUUCACCGGAGACAACCUAGCCACCAUAUGCUCUUUACCCUUACAACCUAAUGAUGUUCUAGUGUCUUUGGGUACCAGCACAACGAUUCUGCUCGUUACAGAUCAAUAUCAUCCGUCCCCCAACUAUCACUUGUUUCUUCAUCCAACGAUCCCCAAACAUUACAUGGGCAUGAUUUGCUACUGUAAUGGUGCACUUGCGAGGGAGAAGAUCAGAGAUGAACUGAGCGAAACGCACGACUGGGAGCCUUUCAACACUGCUGUCACUUCACAGUCUCUCAAUAAUGAUAACGAAAUUGCAUGCUACUUCCCCCUAGGAGAAAUUGUGCCAAACGUUCCUAGCUCCUACCGUCGAGCAAUCUUUGGCAAAUCCUCCGACGGGAAAGGUGUUGAGCUAAACUUGGUCGAAUCAUUUGAAAACGUGGCCCACGAUGCCAAAAACAUUGUUGAAUCCCAGGCGUUGAGCUGUCGCGUCAGAAUCAGUCCGCUUUUGUCGGAGGAUUGCGCAGACACGAACUGCAGAAUGGGAUCUUCUCUAGUGCAUUUCGACUGUGACAACUUUCCACUUACAGAGUACACAAAACGUCCCAGGAGAGCAUUCUUUGUUGGAGGUGCCUCCAAAAAUGAUGCGAUUGUUACACGGUUUGCGCAGGUCUUGGGAGCCACAGAGGGAAAUUUCCGCUUGGAAACGCCCAACUCUUGCGCGUUAGGUGGAUGCUAUAGGGCCCUAUGGUCACAUCUGUCGUAUGAAAAGCUGACGUCGUUGACCUUCGACCAGUUCCUAAACAAAAAUUUCAGAUGGGACACAGAUGUCAAUUCCGUAGGCUCGACAAAAGAAAAUGACUGGCUGUAUUACAAUGGUAAGAUUCAUGCACUAAGCGAGUUGGAGAAGACCCUGUGA
Molecule: messenger RNA, 1743 nt
Organism: Lachancea lanzarotensis
Lineage: Eukaryota; Fungi; Ascomycota; Saccharomycetes; Saccharomycetales; Saccharomycetaceae
Gene: XKS1
Product: LALA0S06e00738g1_1
Exons: 1
Coding region: 1-1743 (580 amino acids)
Biological process (GO): xylulose metabolic process; D-xylose metabolic process
Cellular component (GO): cytosol
Molecular function (GO): D-xylulokinase activity
Source: RefSeq, a predicted model, not a curated record